GCAAGGACUCGCGGGUGUUUUUCUUUGGCCUUCAUUCUCUCUGUAGAACCCUAAUUUCUCAUCCCAGUUCACAAUGUUCCCGGAACUCAAUAACCUUCUCAGCAUCACCCCAGAGAGGACGGAGCAGGGGAAACUGACUCUACUCUGCGAUGCCAAGACAGAUGGCAGCUUUCUUGUACAUCACUUCCUGUCCUUCUACCUCAAAGCUAAUUGUAAAGUCUGCUUUGUGGCCCUCGUCCAGUCCUUCAGCCACUACAAUAUUGUGGCCCAGAAGCUGGGGGUCAGCCUGACAGCAGCGCGGGAACGAGGGCAGCUUGUGUUCCUGGAGGGUCUCAAGUCCGCAGCGGAUUUCUUCUUCCACACUCAGGAGGAGCCUCACCCCCUGCGGUUCCUCAGGGAGGCGAGUGCAGGGAACCUGCAGCCGCUGUAUCAGUUUGUACAGGACUCCCUGAAGCCCGUGGACGGUGGGGAGACUCCGUGGAAGUACCCAGUGCUGUUGGUGGACAACCUCAGUGUGCUGCUGAGCCUGGGCCUGGGCGCAGUUGCUGUGCUGGACUUUGUACAGUACUGCAGGGCCACGGUUUGCUGCGAAUUGAAGGGAAAUGUGGUAGCCCUUGUACAUGACCACAAAGAUGCCGAGGAUAAGGAGAAUGACAUCCUGCUGAAUGGCCUUAGUCAUCAAAGCCACCUGGUCCUGCGAGCUGAGGGCCUGGCCACUGGAUUCUGCAAGGAUGUGCAUGGACAGCUGAGGAUCCUCUGGAGGAGGUCGCAGCCCACAGCCCGGAGGGAUCGAAGCCUCACUUACCAAUACAAGAUACAGGACAAGAAUGUGUCCUUUUUUGCCAAGGGAAUGUCUCCUGCUGUCUUGUGACCUGGUUUGGAGACAACUUUGUGACUUUGGAUGGUUUUUUAUGUAGAAGAUAAAGCAACUGGGUAGGAAUGGUCCUUCAGACCUCUGGCCCACGCAUCAGGCUGUGACCAGGGAUGGACCUGAGCUGUGAGGGUGUGGUUCCCCAGCGCUCUGCUCAGUAAACACAGUGAGGAAUCUGCAUGUGGCUUCUGCUGAGAGCAACUGUAUGGUGAACCCCAGCUGAAGGAUCCUUCGGAGCAUCCCAUGUAACUUCAGCCUCGCCUGCCCUUUUUCGGUGGCUGUGCCUUUAAGAGCCACUGUGGUAGAGUGAAGCAGUCAGGAAGUUGUUCUGAAUGGCAGCCAUCCUUGGACAAAGAAGGCUGGAAUA
Messenger RNA from Phodopus roborovskii (desert hamster), 1238 nucleotides. It is a transcript of the gene Elp6, whose product is annotated as elongator acetyltransferase complex subunit 6. The record is from RefSeq and is a predicted model, not a curated record. NCBI's taxonomy places the organism in Eukaryota, Metazoa, Chordata, Mammalia, Rodentia, Cricetidae. Gene Ontology annotation, biological process: tRNA wobble uridine modification. Gene Ontology annotation, cellular component: elongator holoenzyme complex. The transcript is spliced from 7 exons. The coding region runs from base 74 to 871 and encodes 265 amino acids.